This is a messenger RNA of Notothenia coriiceps (black rockcod), 648 nucleotides long. Its product is annotated as ras-associated and pleckstrin homology domains-containing protein 1-like. Gene Ontology annotation, cellular component: plasma membrane; cytosol. The annotation marks the transcript as partial. The record is from RefSeq and is a predicted model, not a curated record. NCBI's taxonomy places the organism in Eukaryota, Metazoa, Chordata, Actinopteri, Perciformes, Nototheniidae. The transcript has 4 exons.
AGCACCCUCAGAUCCAGAAGAAGUCUCAGUACAUUAAGUACCUCUGCUGUGACGACGUCAGGACGCUCCAACAGUGGAUCAACAGUAUCCGAAUCGCCAAGUACGGGAAGCAGCUGUACAUUAACUUCCAGGAGGCGAUGAGGAGGACGGAGGCGGCCUACGAUUGGUCCUCCCUCUCCUCCUCCUCCAUCAAAUCAGGAUCCAGCUCCUCCAGUCUUCCAGAGUCCCAGUCCAACCACUCCAGCCAAUCAGACAGCGGCGUUUCAGAGAUGACAUCAUCCGGUCACGCCCGCUCUCAGAGUGCCGUGAGCUCGAUAUUCUCCGACGCCUGGAGGAGAGGAACGCAGGGAGAGAUGAUGAGGAUCGACCCCAUCAGUAGGCCCAUCCCGGUGCAGAUCCUCUCCCCUCAGCCCCCUCCCUCCCGCUCCAGCUACACAGAAGGCCUCGUCCAAUCAGAGGACUCCCCUCUGUCUCCCCCCUCUCCUCCUCCCCCUCCCAUCGCCGGUGUGGACCAUCAGACGUCAUCCUCCACCCCUUCCUACGUCAAAUACAGCACCUUGGCCCGCCUCCAGAGCCAGAACCAAUCAGCGAAGCCCAAUUACAACACCCUCCCCGCCGUGUACAGCUCCUCCUCCCUCCUCCUCCCGU